AUGUCACAACAAUCUUUGGUUUUAUUGUAAGUUUGUCGAAAGUUUACUUGUUUAUAAUAAAUCUUUAAAGUUCACAAGGUUUUUAGUUUUUUAUUAUUUAUACAUGUUAAAAUUAAUUAUUUUUAAAUCAGGUAAUAACGUUUUAAGACUGUGUUUGUUAUGAUAAUAGGGUGCACUUGUGUUUAUAGUGAGUUUGACUUAAACAAUGUGGAAAAAUUGUUUCUUGGCAAGCCAUGGUGGUGUCCAGUGUCGGAAAAACGACUGAUUGACAAGUUGGCACAGUUUCAACCUUUUGGUAUGUUAUUUUGUUAGUUUUUUUUGUUUUAGAAAUUUGAUUCAUCGAAAUGUAACGUAUUUAAUAUAUCAGUACGUAUUAAUUUUUUGCUGUGUUAUUUUUCUGAAGCUGUCGAAACUUACAUUACUAUAUGGUUCAUUUCUUAAUACCAUCAAAUUUUAGGGGUAAAGAAACAUUUGGAGUUGUUGAAUCUUGUUCAUGCCAUGCAUUAUGUAGCCGAAGAUGAGGAGAACGUAUCGAUUGAAGAACUGGUGAGCAAAGAAGACUACCAGUUAUACGCGAAGCGGCAAAAAGAAAUUAAAGACGAUGUUAUUGUAUUUAAUCCUAAAUAUAACUUUAGACCAAAUGGUCAAGAGGUUUGUUUUUAAAAGACAUUAGAUUUGAUUUUUAGGGUAUAUUUUACCUUGUUUAAUCGCUGGAAUUAUUAUUUAUAGUUUGUAAAAUUAAAAGAAGGACAUUUUGUUUUAGUUUACAUAUAUGUGAUAUUCGCACUGAAACACUAUUUCUGGCGCUAGGACAAAUGCGGUUUUUGGACAUUUGCGGAUCUGCGGUUUUUAGACACUUGCGGAUCUUCGGUUUUUGGACACUUGCGGACUUUGGACAUUUGCGGAUUUUUUAAAGGGGUUUUUUUUAUUUUUUAGUUAAUUUAGUUGUAUUAUGGUAUUAAAUGGUACUAAAGUGUAAAUUGGUACCGUUUUAAUGUUUUAGGGCUAAAUAGUACUAAAUUUUAAAUUGGUACUGUUUUAUAUUUUUUGGUACUGAGUGGUACUAAAAGCCCAAAAAGGUACCGUUAUGUUAAAACCGCACCAAUUUAAACUUUAGUACAAUUUAGUACCAUACUACAACUUAAUUAACUAGAAAAUAAAAAAAACCUUUAAAAAAUCCGCAAAUGUCCAAAAACCGCAUUUGUCCUAGCGCCCUAUUUCUCUAUUUUAGAUUUUGGAGAAAGUAAAUGAAUUUUUUGAUUUGGAUGCUAUGGACAAGGAAGACAGAAUAACUAGACAAUUUAAAGAAGAAUCUUACGAGCUUCCGCCUCACAUUGAGCAGCUUUACGAACAAUAUAAUGAAACAGAAAAAUGA
Molecule: messenger RNA, 1375 nt
Organism: Bursaphelenchus okinawaensis
Lineage: Eukaryota; Metazoa; Nematoda; Chromadorea; Rhabditida; Aphelenchoididae
Source: the annotation of a GenBank genome assembly